CCAUUUUGGCGCCGUUCUCGGUGUUGUUUCUCCGGCGGAGAAGAUACGGAUUUAUUUGGGGACUACAUUUCCGAGCGGUGGCGUCCGCCGCUCCCGUCCCGCCCUCCGUCGCCGGGUUGUAGCCACAGACACGCACGUGUGUGUGGGUGUGCGUGUGUGUGUGUGUGUGUGGGGGGGGUUCCUUGACGCACAAAAACACGGGCCGCCGGGGCGGCGAGGCCGAGCUCCGUGAGGAGAAUGUACAUCAAACAGGUAAUUAUCCAGGGUUUCCGCAGCUAUAGGGAUCAAACAAUUGUUGACCCUUUCAGCUCAAAACACAACGUCAUAGUUGGUCGAAAUGGAUCUGGAAAAAGUAACUUUUUCUAUGCGAUCCAGUUUGUGCUCAGUGAUGAGUUCAGCCACCUUCGUCCGGAACAGAGACUUGCUCUGUUGCAUGAAGGAACUGGACCUCGUGUUAUUUCAGCGUUUGUUGAAAUCAUAUUCGAUAAUUCAGACAACAGAUUACCAAUCGAUAAAGAAGAGGUUUCGCUCCGCCGUGUCAUUGGAGCUAAGAAGGAUCAGUACUUUUUAGACAAAAAAAUGGUGACGAAAAAUGAUGUCAUGAAUCUUUUGGAGAGUGCUGGAUUUUCAAGAAGCAAUCCUUACUACAUUGUCAAGCAAGGCAAGAUUAACCAAAUGGCAACAGCUCCUGACUCCCAGCGACUGAAACUUCUUCGCGAAGUUGCAGGCACCAGAGUGUAUGAUGAACGUAAAGAGGAGAGUAUCAGUCUAAUGAAGGAAACUGAGGGGAAGAGGGAGAAGAUCAACGAGCUGUUAAAGUACAUUGAGGAGCGUCUGCACACACUGGAAGAUGAGAAGGAGGAGCUGGCACAGUAUCAGAAAUGGGAUAAAAUGAGACGAGCAUUGGAAUACACUAUUUAUAAUCAGGAGCUGAAUGAGACUCGUGCUAAACUUGAUGAACUUUCGGCAAAACGUGAGACCAGUGGAGAGAAGUCAAGACAACUCCGUGAUGCACAGCAAGAAGCUAGGGAUAACAUGGAGGACAUUGAGAGGCAGGUGCGUGAGCUGAAAGCAAAAAUCUCAGCAAUGAAAGAAGAGAAGGAACAGUUAAGUUCUGAGCGACAGGAGCAGAUUAAACAGAGGACCAAGCUGGAACUAAAAGCAAAGGAUCUGCAAGAUGAAAUGGUUGGGAACAGUGAGCAAAGGAAACGUCUCUUGAAGGAAAGGCUAAAGCUGUUGGAGAAGAUCGAAGAAAAGCAAAAGGAACUCGCAGAAACCGAACCAAAAUUCAGUGCAGUUAAAGAAAAAGAAGAAAAUGGAAUAGCAAGGUUGGCACAGGCCACCCAGGAAAGGACAGACUUGUACGCAAAGCAGGGUCGAGGCAGUCAGUUUACAUCCAAAGAGGAGAGAGACAAAUGGAUCAAGAAAGAGUUAAAAUCUCUGGAUCAAGCAAUCAAUGAUAAAAAGCGACAGAUUGCCGCUAUUACCAAGGAUCUGGAGGAUACAGAGGCGAAUAAAGAGAGAAAUCUGGAGCAGUACAGUAAACUCGAUCAGGAUCUGGCCGAAGUGAAAACCAGGGUGGAGGAACUCGACAAGAAAUACUACGAAGUGAAAAACAGAAAGGAUGAAUUGCAGAGUGAAAGGAAUUACCUGUGGCGAGAGGAGAAUGCUGAACAGCAAGCACUGGCAGCAAAACGGGAAGAGCUGGAAAAGAAACAGCAGCUCCUUCGAGGUGCAACAGGAAAGGCGAUUUUGAAUGGGAUUGACAGCAUCAACAAAGUGUUGGAGCAUUUCAACCGAAAGGGAAUCAACCAACAUGUUAUGAAUGGUUACCACGGCAUAGUGAUGAAUAACUUUGAAUGUGACCCUGCCUUCUAUACUUGUGUGGAAGUCACAGCUGGAAACAGGCUGUUUUAUCACAUCGUAGACUCCGAUGAAGUCAGCACAAAGAUUCUGAUGGAAUUUAAUAAGCAGAACUUUCCUGGAGAAGUCACUUUCCUCCCGCUCAAUAAACUGGAUGUACGGGAUACAGCUUAUCCUGAAACCAAUGAUGCUAUUCCCAUGAUAAGCAAAUUACGGUACGUGCAGAGAUUCGAUAAAGCCUUCAAACAUGUGUUCGGGAAAACGUUGAUUUGUCGUAGUAUGGAGGUGUCCACCCAGCUGGCAAGAGCGUUUAAUAUGGAUUGUAUCACCCUGGAAGGUGAUCAAGUAAGUCACCGAGGUGCGUUGACCGGUGGCUAUUACGACACCCGGAAAUCAAGACUGGAGCUUCAGAAAGAUGCAAGAAAGGCAGAGGAAGAACUGACUGAACUGGAAGCAAAACUGAAUGAAAAUCUCCGUAGGAAUAUUGAAAAAAUCAAUAAUGAGAUUGACCAAUUGAUGAACCAAAUGCAGCAGAUCGAAACCCAGCAGAGGAAGUUCAAGGCUUCGCGAGACAGCAUUCUGUCAGAAAUGAAGAUGCUUAAAGAGAAGCGACAGCAGUCUGAGAAAACCUUCAUGCCAAAGCAACGAAGCUUGCAGAGUUUGGAGGCAAGCUUACACGCUAUGGAGUCAACUCGAGAGUCGCUGAAAGCCGAGCUUGGUACCGACCUGCUCUCCCAGCUCAGCCUGGACGAUCAGAAACGAGUUGACGCGCUCAAUGAUGAAAUCCGACAGCUCCAGCAGGAUAACCGACAGCUAUUAAACGAACGAAUUAAGCUGGAAGGAAUAAUGACCAGAUUGGAAACUUAUCUCAGUGAAAAUCUCCGAAAACGUUUGGAUCAAGUUGAGCAGGAAUUAAAUGACCUGAGGGAAACCGAAGGUAAUACAGUCCUGAAUGCCACCACCUCUGAACUUGAGAACAUCAAUAAACGUGUGAAGGACACCACUGCACGUUCAGAAGAGAUCGACACUUUGAUAGACAAAACUGAGAUAGAAAUCAAAGACCGUCAAAAAAGCAUGGACCGCUGGAAGAACAUGGAGAAAGACCACAUGGAUGCCAUUAACCACGACACCAAGGAGCUGGAGAAGAUGACAAACCGGCAGGGAAUGUUGCUUAAGAAAAAAGAGGAAUGCAUGAAGAAGAUCAGGGAAUUGGGCUCAUUGCCACAGGAGGCUUUUGAGAAAUACCAAACCCUGAGCCUCAAGCAGCUCUUCCGGAAACUGGAACAGUGCAACCAGGAGCUAAAGAAGUACAGUCACGUCAAUAAGAAGGCCUUGGACCAGUUUGUGAAUUUUUCCGAGCAGAAGGAGAAACUUAUGAAACGUCAGGAGGAACUUGAGCGUGGUCACAAAUCCAUCAUGGAGCUUAUGAACGUGUUGGAGCUGAGAAAGUACGAGGCCAUCCAGCUCACCUUCAAGCAGGUGUCCAAGAAUUUCAGUGAAGUGUUCCAAAAGCUGGUGCCCGGGGGUAAAGCCUCGUUGGUGAUGAAGAAAGGUGACGUGGAGGGCAGCCAGUCGCAGGACGAGGGCGAGGGGAGUGCAUCCCAGAGCAGCGUUCCUUCUGUGGACCAAUUCACGGGAGUCGGAAUCCGGGUUUCUUUCACGGGGAAACAGGGUGAGAUGAGGGAAAUGCAGCAGCUUUCUGGUGGUCAGAAAUCCCUGGUGGCGCUCGCGUUAAUUUUCGCCAUUCAGAAAUGUGACCCGGCUCCUUUUUAUCUCUUUGACGAAAUCGACCAGGCUCUGGAUGCACAGCACAGGAAGGCUGUAUCAGAUAUGAUUUCUGAGCUCUCUGCACAUGCCCAGUUUAUCACGACUACCUUCAGACCAGAACUGCUUGAAUCAGCAGACAAGUUUUACGGAGUGAAGUUCAGGAACAAGGUCAGUCACAUUGACGUGAUCACAGCUGAACAAGCAAAAGACUUUGUGGAGGAUGAUACCACACACGGAUAAAAACGAAAGCGCUUCCCUCCAGUUCAUUUAACAUAAGCUGUACACUUCUUAUCCACCGAUGUGAAUAUGUAAGACAGUGCACAUAUUCACAAAGCUAAAUUUUGAAGGUUGUGGAUGUGCAUUUUAUAUGGGCCACUUUACACCUGCCUCUUAAGGUUGAGCUGAGGAAAAUUUAGUUCAGCGUUCAUAGCAUAUAGUAAUCAACCUGAUAUAGAUCUAUUCCUCAAAGAUAUUGUUGUGCUUCUGUUAUAUAUCUUUGUUACGAUGCAUUUUAAAUUCAGCUUAACAUACCUUUUACACAUGAAGUUAAAAGUAUUUACUUUUUUUCUAAAGUUCCCAGUUGCUGUUUUUACGCUCUUUGUAAUUUCCCAGUGGAAUAAAUAGCCUUCUUCUUAUUCCAAUUGUAAUUUUAUCAUUUGUACCGCAUUGCAUUUCGUUGUUUUAAAAUUGUUACAAAUAAAGAUGUUACUGAGCAAAA
Callorhinchus milii (elephant shark) is the source of this 4348-nucleotide messenger RNA. It is a transcript of the gene smc3, whose product is annotated as structural maintenance of chromosomes 3. Gene Ontology annotation, molecular function: ATP binding; ATP hydrolysis activity; protein binding. Gene Ontology annotation, cellular component: chromosome. Gene Ontology annotation, biological process: mitotic sister chromatid cohesion. The transcript is spliced from 29 exons. NCBI's taxonomy places the organism in Eukaryota, Metazoa, Chordata, Chondrichthyes, Chimaeriformes, Callorhinchidae. The record is from RefSeq and is a predicted model, not a curated record. The coding region runs from base 238 to 3870 and encodes 1210 amino acids.